ACCUUGUUUAUGCAGUACUCAAGGGCAGAGCCCGACAGGCAGUGCUGGACCUCAUCCACCGGGAGCGGGAGGGAGAGUCGAUCGACAGGACAUUGAUAAAGAACAUCCUGGACAUCUACAUAACCAUGGGCAUGAACUCGAUGGAGUGCUACGAAGGUGACUUUGAGGGUCAGCUGUUGAACACAACAGCGGAGUACUACAGGGGCAAGGCCGUGAAGUGGAUCCAGGAGGACUCGUGCCCCGAGUACAUGAUCAAAGCUGAGGAGUGCCUGAAGCAGGAGGAGGAGCGGGUGAACAACUACCUGCACCAGUCCAGCAAGCCCAAACUGCUGAAGCAGGUGGAGACUGAGCUGCUGGCAGAGCAUCGGCAGGCCCUGCUAGAAAAGGAAAACUCUGGGUGCAGGUCGCUGCUCAGGGAUGACAAGACUGAUGACCUGGCACGCAUGUUUCGACUCUUCAAUCGCAUCCCCAGUGGCUUGGAACCGGUGGCCACAAUGUUCAAGAGCCACAUCGAGGGGGAGGGCAUGAAGCUCGUGAGGGAUGUCACCUUUGCAGUGGAGGAGAAGAAGGGGAAGGAAUCAGGUCGACCAUCACGUGACUCGGGGAGUGGCCACGAGCAAAAGUUUGUGAGGGAUGUGAUUGAGCUUCAUGACAAGUAUAUGCAGUACGUGACAACAUGUUUCUCAAACAGCCCACUGUUCCAUCGGGCACUGAAGGACGCGUUCGAGUCUUUCUGCAACAAGAAUGUGGCUGGCAGCUCAGCAGCUGACCUUUUUGCCAAUUUCUGUGACAACCUCCUGAAAAAGGGUGGAAGUGAGAAACUUUCUGAUGAAGCCAUCGAAGAGACCCUGGAGAAGGUGGUAAAGCUGUUGGCCUACAUCAGUGACAAGGACUUGUUCGCUGAGUUCUACAGGAAGAAACUUGCACGGCGACUGCUGUUUGACAAGAGUGCCAGCGAUGAGCAUGAGCAGACGAUCCUGUCACGACUCAAGCAGCAGUGCGGUGCGCAGUUCACCUCCAAGAUGGAAGGUAUGGUUACAGAUCUGCAGCUUGCCCGGGAGAAGCAGCGGGAGUUUGAAGAGUGGGUUGGAGAGCAUGAGAAACAGGUUGGCAUAGAUAUGGGCGUCCAGGUGCUGACUACAGGCUUCUGGCCUACCUACAAGGCCACAGAUCUUGCCUUGCCUGAGGAGAUGGCAGAGGGAGUGCGUGUCUUCCUAAGCUCACCAAAAGAAGAGAUGGAGUUCUAUGAGGACACCACCAAGCACAGGCGACUGAGUUGGAUAUACACUCUGGGCACCUGCCUGGUGAAGGCCAACUUUGACACCCGGGUGUCUGAGCUGACACUAUCCACUCUGCAGGCAGCUGUGUUGCUGGCCUUCAACAAUGGAGAGGAGCUCACCUAUGAAGAGAUCAAAGAUCGGCUGAACCUCCAAGAUGAUGAUAUUGCACGAUGCCUGCAUUCCCUGGCCUGUGCAAAGUACAAGAUACUUAUCAAGGAGCCCGAUGAUAAGAAGAUCAACAAGAGUGACAAGUUUCGGGUCAAUGCAAAGUUCACGGACAGGAUGAAGAGGAUCAAAGUGCCGCUACCACCGGUGGACGAAAAGCGCAAGGUCAUUGAGGAUGUGGACAAGGAUCGACGAUAUGCGAUCGAUGCUGCUGUAGUGCGAACGAUGAAGUCGAGGAAGCGCAUGCAGCACCAGCAGCUUGUGUUGGAAGUGUGCCAGCAGCUCCAACGAAUGUUCAAGCCAGACAUACGGCUCAUCAAGAAGCGCAUUGAGGACCUGAUCGGGCGGGAGUACCUUGAGCGUGACCAAGACAACAAGAACAUCUACAACUACCUUGCGUGA
Messenger RNA from Ostreobium quekettii, 1847 nucleotides. The record is from the annotation of a GenBank genome assembly. NCBI's taxonomy places the organism in Eukaryota, Viridiplantae, Chlorophyta, Ulvophyceae, Bryopsidales, Ostreobiaceae.